This is a messenger RNA of Dendroctonus ponderosae (mountain pine beetle), 396 nucleotides long. Its product is annotated as FACT complex subunit SSRP1. Lineage: Eukaryota; Metazoa; Arthropoda; Insecta; Coleoptera; Curculionidae. The record is from RefSeq and is a predicted model, not a curated record. Bases 1 to 396 code for a protein of 131 amino acids. The transcript has a single exon.
AUGGCCAGAUCAUCCGGCAAUUUGCAGCAGAAAUUGUCGCAGAUAAACAGCCGGUCGCGCUCAAGGGUGCGAGAGGGCAAAGUGUCCCGCAACCCGUUCAUCAACUUUCUGGCCGAGUUUCGCGCGACCAGAAAGGGCGUUAAAAUGACCGAACUGAGCAAGCAAGCAGGACGCGAGUGGCGCAACAUGAGCAAGGAGAGCAAGUCGCCCUAUCUGCAGAUGGCCCAAAACGCCCCGAAGAAGAAAAGUGCGAAGUGGAAGUCGCAGAGGAGAAGCACUCGAAGCACGCAGAAAAGAAGCAAGCGGCGCAGAUCCGGAUCGAAAGUGCGACAGGCGAAGCAGGAGCCCACCAGACAGGAACGCUGCAAGACGGCUGUGGACAAGCCGAAGGACUGA